UUACAGCUAAAACAUUGUCAGACAUACACAUCAAAUACCAAUAAAAAACUUCAAUAUGCUGAAACGGUCCUUAGUAUCAAAAAGUUUGGGAUUUGCAAAUUCUAGGACUUUUGCUCCAUUUGUAGCUAAGCGAUUUGCUUCUGAGCCUGGAUUUCCCCCAGAGAAACAAUCAAACUCGAGUGCGGAAGAAAAUAAAGGAAAAGAAGGAAAAAGCUCCUUAGCAAAAGAAUUACUUGAAUUGAAUGGGAUAAAUGACGAUCCAUAUGCUGGUAGUAGUGACAAAGGUCCCGAAUAUGUAAGCUCAACUAUGCAGCGCCGUGAAAAACAGGCUCGCUACGCGUUCUGGGGAUUUAUGGGUGUGCUCGGCGGUGGUGUUCUUUAUUAUGGCCGCAAGUAUGCCGAAGAUGAAAAGGAUUUGGAAAAGAAAUUUCCUGCUUCUGGCUACUCACCCGUAGAUUGGUGGACUCGUGUGAAAGCACGCACUAAGAACUUCUUUGCCUACUACCAAGAACCAGCAUUUGAAAAGCUUCUUCCUGACCCUCUUCCCGAGCCAUAUAACCGUCCCUACACACUUGUUUUAGAUUUGGAUGAUUUGUUAAUUCACGCUGGUUGGACACGUGAACAUGGUUGGCGUACAGCUAAGCGUCCUGGUCUUGAUUAUUUUUUGGGUUAUUUGUCCAUGUAUUAUGAAAUUGUCAUCUUUACCAACCAAUAUUUGGCAACGGCCAAACCUAUUAUUGACAAGUUGGAUCCUUAUCAUGUUAGCGUCAGCGCUGUCUUAACUCGUGAACACAGCAAGUAUGAGGAUGGAAAGCUGAUCAAGGAUCUUUCUUACCUGAACCGUCCCCUUUCGAAGGUCAUCAUGGUCGAUACAAACCCUGAUGCUUUUUCAAAGCAACCUGACAAUGCGAUUUCCAUGGUUCCUUGGAAAGGUAAUCACAAAGAUCGUGAGUUGGUCGGUUUGAUUCCUUUACUUGAAUUUAUUGCCAUCAUGGAUAUUCAAGAUGUCCGUCCUGUCUUAAAGAGCUAUCAAGGCAAAAACAUUCCUCUUGAGUAUGCUCGUCGCGAAGAACGACUUCGCAGUCAGCUUAUUGCAGAUUGGCUUGAGAAGAAAAAACAUGCCAAGUCUUCCUUAUUUGGAGGACGACAAGCUUCUGAGCAGCCGCCAAAACUUUUGAUUGAUAUUCAACGUGAACGCCAAAAAGCCGCUUAUGGCGAAUUUAAGAAAUAUAUUGACGAACAUGGACCAAAAAUGCUUGAAGAAGAAAAGGCUCGGGAGGCUGAACAGAAAUAUAGCAUGUUUGAUAUGAUCUUCAAUAGUGAUAAAAUUCAGCAACAACAAUUAGAGCAGCUUCAGCAAACCCAAUCUGGUUCCGCUUCUGGACCAACCAAUUGAGGUAUUAAUAUUACUUCAAAACUUUUUCCUUUUCUAAUAUGGAUUUUAGUUCUAUAUUAUCCUAACCUUCUUCGGUUUUCUGUUUAAUAUCUCUUUUAAUGCUUUUCUGAAUGAAAACUUUUAAAAAUAAUUUUGGAAUAUGGUAAAAAGGUCUUGCCCAAUAAACCAUCUACACGUUCACUACCAUGCAUUUCUCGCUGUCCUGCUUUGUUAAUAAAAGCAACCUUCUUCUGCCUUCUCUGAAUGAAUUUUGAUUUCUUGGUUAUUUUGGUACUACCUCUUUUUUAAAACCUGUUGUGCUUUCUACUCUCCCUGUUCCUUAUAUCUUUGCUAUAUGCCAAAAAUAUGCCAAAAAGCCAAUAGAAUAUAGUUGAAAUUUAUGUCUUCGCCUUGUUCUUAUUUUGUAUUCCACACUUUUAAUAUCCAUAUCUGCUAUAGAAUUCAUGUUUACACUCAUUGUUUACCGUUACCUAUUAUGUUUUUGGUUUCGUCGUAGAAGGUAACAUUCAGUGAUUUGUUACUUGGUUUAUUGGACGUCGUUAGUGCUACGCAUCGAAAGUUACAAGCCGAACAUACUCAGAACCAACCACCUUGUAGGAUAUCAGAAGAAUAAGAAAGAUAAAGACGGGUAUUUUCUCUGAAUUACAUUGUAAUUUCUUACGAAGAUUUAUAAACG
Molecule: messenger RNA, 2072 nt
Organism: Schizosaccharomyces octosporus yFS286
Lineage: Eukaryota; Fungi; Ascomycota; Schizosaccharomycetes; Schizosaccharomycetales; Schizosaccharomycetaceae
Product: TIM23 translocase complex subunit Tim50
Exons: 1
Coding region: 56-1396 (446 amino acids)
Molecular function (GO): phosphoprotein phosphatase activity
Source: RefSeq, a predicted model, not a curated record